Molecule: messenger RNA, 628 nt
Organism: Lasiosphaeria miniovina
Lineage: Eukaryota; Fungi; Ascomycota; Sordariomycetes; Sordariales; Lasiosphaeriaceae
Exons: 1
Coding region: 91-444 (117 amino acids)
Source: RefSeq, a predicted model, not a curated record
UAGUCGGCGACUGAGGAGCGCAGUGUUUGUCUUCGGUUUGCUCUCUGUCCGACAACUUGAGAUUGAAGAGUUCGGUUGACGCGAAAGGAAAUGAGGGGAAAAUUGAAAGCGAGGGGGGGGGGGGGGGUUAUACUCUUUUGGGUCCUUCCGUUUCGGGCGCUGGCGAACAUUGGAAGUCACGAUCCGAUGGCGUCUCCAACAGAGGCUGCAGUAGUGCGAGGCAAGCGCACCCAAACAUGCCCUACGCGGGGCCAAAUUCGGAUAACCGUUGUGCCGAUUCAUCGUGCGCACGCUAUCUUGGCUGCAGAGACUUUAUCCCGAAUAGGUUGUUUGACAUGGAAGUCGAACAGGCUAUGCACACCCAAACUCGUCCACCCUCCAGCGCGUUGCAGUCAAGUUAAAUGGAAGCUAGCCAUGUUUGUUGGGCGACAUGGCAAUUCAUGAUUGCAUGCAGCACCAGUGUAUCCUCGGAAGGUCAAGCGAUGCGUGGUAGGUGAAUGCAUUUGAUUGCACGCCGUUGGUCAAGGGAGCCCAACGGCCAAAAGAUCAACAACGGCUAGUAGAUGCACAUGCAGGAUUCAAUAUGACGAUAAUUAGUUCGAGGCGCGUCUGACGAGUAGACAGGGCA